Bombus pascuorum is the source of this 1861-nucleotide messenger RNA. It is a transcript of the gene Hexim, whose product is annotated as protein HEXIM1. The transcript is spliced from 2 exons. Gene Ontology annotation, cellular component: nucleus; nucleoplasm; cytoplasm. Gene Ontology annotation, molecular function: cyclin-dependent protein serine/threonine kinase inhibitor activity; 7SK snRNA binding. Bases 220 to 1485 code for a protein of 421 amino acids. The record is from RefSeq and is a predicted model, not a curated record. NCBI's taxonomy places the organism in Eukaryota, Metazoa, Arthropoda, Insecta, Hymenoptera, Apidae. Gene Ontology annotation, biological process: negative regulation of transcription by RNA polymerase II; negative regulation of cyclin-dependent protein serine/threonine kinase activity.
AAAUGGCGGGGGGUUUGGUGGGAACAAAUACAUUUGCCCCACCUUUUGGAACAAACUCCCUACUCCUCCUGAAACGUUAGCACACGUCGCGCUUCGCUAUCGCUAGGAAUCACGGACAAAUCAAACAUGGCGAUUCAGUCGCUAUUUGCAGUGAUGGUGUACGCUUCAUAAAACAAGAGUGGGAGGUAUUGGUGGGUCAGGUAGUGUUUUUAAACGGUAAUGAGUGGUAGUAGCACUGCAAAUCGCCAAAUUUUGGUUAAUAUUAUAAAUAUGGAAAGUCACGAUGUCAAAACUAUAAUGGAGAAAAUGUCGGGCGGCAUUGAUAAAGUACAUGACGUGAAGGGCGUACGAGCAGAGCCGACGCCUGCGGCGUCAUCGUUGCCUGUUACGGAACAAGUGUCGCUCUCUAGUGUAGACAAUGCUAACAGAAAUGACUAUAUCAAUAAGAAAACUUGUCAUAAGUUACUAAUAAAAAAUUCUGGAAAAUUUGAAAGUGGUAGUGGUAGUGGAGAUCAGGAGGGAGGUCAAUAUGAAGAUGGAAUUGAUAUUGCAACGAAAAAGAGAAAGACUCGUAGAGGUAAACCUAAGCAUAGAAAAUUAAAACCAUAUUCUAAACAACAGUUGUCAUAUCAACAACAGCUGCGAUAUAGAUCUAGAGGUCGAUUGGCAAAAACUGGUAGACAACCUCCAGCACCAUAUAAUACCACACAGUUUCUUAUGGAUGAUCACAGUGAUCUUCCAGAUCUUGACCAAAAACUUUCAGAAGCUGCAUCUUCAGAAUUACCUGCUACAUUUCAAAAACCAUCAGCCCCUUCUCGUACGCGAGAUUCUAGUUUCAGUGUUGACUCUGAUGAAGAUUAUUUUUAUUCGUCUCCAGAAGACGAAGAAGAAUUUUUAACAAAGGAAUUCUCAACUGCGUAUGAAGACCUUCAUGCUGAAAGAUUAAGCACAUUAAGUAAAUCAGAACUGAUACAGGAAUAUCUUCAGUUAGAAGCAAAAGUAGAUUUAUUGACAAAACGGUUACGUGGUAAAAAUUUCCACCAAACAGAACAACGAGACUUGGAAAGCAACAGUAGUAGUACAGAUUCAGAAUCAGCAAAAAAAUUAAAAAUCUGUCAGCAACGGAUCGAUGAUUUAAUGCAACAGAAUGAACAGUUAAAACGGGAAAAUGAAUCAUUGAGAGCUAAGAGGCACAGCAGUCCAGUUUCAAGUGUCGAUAGCGAAAGCGACAGUGAUAGUACAAGUAAUGGGAAUAGGAGCAGAUGUAGUUGUCUCCUUCCAAAUUCUAGCUCUUCUUCGGAACUUAUGGGAUAUGUUUCUAGAAGUAAAAGUAGUCAAAGAAAAGAUAGUUCUGUGUCUAGUACUGAUAGUAAAAGUGAUACUUGUGAUAGUAGCUCAAGUGACAAUUCUAAGGCAUCUAUGACUCCAGUUAAUCUUUCAAAUGGCCAUGCAAACGUUCAAAAAAUUGAUGGUCUUCCUACAUAAAUUAUAAAGAGCUGUUUUUAUGUACGAAAGUCUAUUCAAUGUUUUAAGAGUUAACGUACAAGUCAUAUUAAACAUGUCAUUGGAUCUGCAUAUUUGCUUUGAUCCUACCAAUUUAGGAAACAAGACUGGUUUAAAUGCAAUACAGUUGCACUUAUGCAGUAAAAAAUCCUCUUCCUGAUACUAGAUAUGUAACCUUAGAUUAUCCUUGAAUGUGUCCUUACAACUUACUUCCCAUGUUUCUUUUAAGACUGUUUUGUGUAAACUUGAAUAUGUGUAAUGAAGUAGGAAAUACAUACCUAAUCUUACGGAAGAGUAAAAUUUAUAUCUGUGCAGACUAGAUUGUUAUGUGCUUGAUAAAAUUUGCAGAAGAGUUGUA